Macroventuria anomochaeta is the source of this 2405-nucleotide messenger RNA. Its product is annotated as ARM repeat-containing protein. Gene Ontology annotation, cellular component: cytoplasm. The record is from RefSeq and is a predicted model, not a curated record. Gene Ontology annotation, biological process: tRNA export from nucleus; protein phosphorylation. Lineage: Eukaryota; Fungi; Ascomycota; Dothideomycetes; Pleosporales; Didymellaceae. The transcript is spliced from 6 exons. Bases 45 to 2405 code for a protein of 786 amino acids. Gene Ontology annotation, molecular function: ATP binding; protein kinase activity.
CAACAAGCCACCAACGCAUUCAAGCUUUGCAGAGUACUGUAAUCAUGGACUUCCUCAAGUCAGCAGUGGCUUCAGCGAUAUCGAAAGGGUACCCAACAUGGGGCUAUUCGUUCGGCGAUCGUGUAGACAUUGACGACUCUAUCUGGACACUGCACAAUGGCACAAAGCGAGAAGACGGCUCUAAAUGCAGUAUCUUCUCCUUCGACAUAACCGCGAAUAAGUCACGAUUACCUCUUGCCCGCAAUUCGCUCCGGAAACUACGAACCCUGCGACACCCUGGUGUGGUGAAGGUCCUCGAUACACAAGAAAGUGAAACCCAUAUCUACAUCGCGACCGAGAGACUGACGCCAUUGAGCUGGCACGUCAAACGGAAGAGCCUCACAGAGGAGACCACGAAAUGGGGACUUCACAAUAUUGCAAAGACGCUGAAAUUCAUAAACGCCGACGCUGCCUCGAUACAUGGCUGUAUACGCCCAGCUUCGAUAUUCUUCGGCGAAAGUGGAGAGUGGAAACUCGGUGGUUUCGAUGCGCUGAGCUCUGUGAAAGAGGACGACUCCAUUCUGCCGACCUACGGUGGCUUGAUACCGGACGCUGGACGAUACAUGGCACCAGAGAUAUCGAAAGCAGGAUGGGAGGUCAUUAAACAGAACCCGACACACGCGGUUGAUGCAUACAACUUUGGCGUUCUGAUCUUCGAGUGCUUCAAUGGCAGCUACAACAGCAGCGACCAGUUGGCGCAAAUGAAGAGCAUUCCGCCGAGCAUGCACCAGUCAUACAAGCGUCUGUUGAACCCGAAUCCGAAGUCACGGAUGAGUGUCGGCCAGUUCUUGGAUCAGGGCAAGCGGAUAGGAGGUUUCUUCCAGACACCUUUGAUCCAAGUCACUGAGGAUAUCGACAAUCUGGGGCUGAAGGCAGAAGACGAGCGGAACGAGUUGCUCGGGAAACUCGACAAGGUCGCGGAUGACUUCCCUGCUGACUUCUUCAAGAUGAAGGUGCUGCCAGAGCUACUCAAGUCGGUGGAGUUUGGCGGUGGCGGUGCGAAGGUCUUCGGUACCGUUAUGCAAAUCGGACAGAAGCUGUCCGACGAAGAGUACGAGACGCAAAUCACACCAGUAGUCGUCCGGCUGUUCGCAAAUCCUGACCGAGCUAUUCGUGUCUGUUUGCUGGAUAAUCUGCCGCUGAUGAUCGACCAUCUACCACAGAAACUUGUCAAUGAUAAGAUCUUCCCACAGAUGGUUACUGGCUUUACUGAUGUAGCGCCCGUUGUUCGUGAGCAGACAGUAAGGGCUGUUCUUACAGUGGUCACAAAGCUUUCAGAUCGAAUAAUCAAUGGCGAACUCCUAAGACAUCUGGCAAAGACAGCGAACGACGAGCAACCUGGAAUCCGCACAAACACCACUAUCUGUUUAGGCAAGAUCGCGCGUAAUCUAGGCGUCAACAGCCGAGCAAAGGUACUCGCGGCAGCUUUUGCACGCUCGCUACGUGAUCCAUUUGUACACGCCCGAAAUGCUGCACUCCUAGCACUGGCCGCAACAGCAGAUCUCUUCAGCGAAGAGGACUGUGCUACUAAGCUUCUCCCAAUCAUGUGUCCAUCCUUGGUCGACAAGGAGAAGCUCAUCCGCGAUCAAGCGCAGAAAAGCGUAGACAUAUACAUCGCCCGGAUACGAAAACAUGCCGCAACCAUGCCCGACACCGUGCUGCCGUCACCCGGUCUCACUGCUGGUGGCGUUGCCGCUCCACGCAUAGGCACCCCAGCGAACGAAAGUGGUUGGGCUGGCUGGGCUAUUUCCAGUUUCACCAACAAGCUCGCAUCAACAAGCGGGACGAUCGAGCCUGGCUCAACUACGAAUGGUGCUGCAGACCAGCGAUCAUCCUCUAUGCCGCCUGCAGUAUCCAGCAAGCCUCCGGUACCAUUGGCCUCCAAGCCGGGCAUGCCACUGCACUCCGCAAAGAGCUCCGCAAAUAUACCAACUGUCAAAUCCCCUGAUCCAGCAGCAGCAUUCGCCGACGAAGCAGAGGACUUCGAUGGCGACUGGGGCGGCUUCGCAGACCACGACGGCUUUGGCAACCACACAUCCACCAAAGAGGGAGAGGAAGAUCCUUGGGGCACACCAGCAGUCUCCAAGCCUACGGGCACAACAUCGUUCGACGACAAGGGCGAGCCUGACUUUGCCGGGUGGCUAGCAGCGCAGAAUCAGACCAAGAAAGCAGCGACGAAGCCGUUGCCGAGGGGCUUGACUAAGUCCUCGACAGCACCGGCGGCGAAGAGACCGAUCGCUGGGGGGAGAUCGAGUACAGCGGGAUCGACAGCACGGAAGGUCGUCGUGGCGCCGAAGAAGGACGUCAAGAAGGAAGAAUCAAAGGCCAAGGAAGACGAAGUCGAGGGCUGGGGUGAUGACUGGUAG